This is a messenger RNA of Prunus dulcis (almond), 1697 nucleotides long. Its product is annotated as heat shock factor protein HSF24. Gene Ontology annotation, molecular function: DNA-binding transcription factor activity; RNA polymerase II cis-regulatory region sequence-specific DNA binding. The record is from RefSeq and is a predicted model, not a curated record. Gene Ontology annotation, biological process: regulation of transcription by RNA polymerase II. The coding region runs from base 437 to 1342 and encodes 301 amino acids. The transcript is spliced from 2 exons. Gene Ontology annotation, cellular component: nucleus. NCBI's taxonomy places the organism in Eukaryota, Viridiplantae, Streptophyta, Magnoliopsida, Rosales, Rosaceae.
UAAGAGACACACACGUACACGAAUGCGGUAGAUGAGAGUUUGUAUUUGCUUAGCUUUUGUUUGAGCCUUGAGAAAGAAACUGAAACAAGAGUUAUGGUCUUGGUUCUGCUUCCACCCCAAAACCGCCAUCGCCAUGGAAGCUGGUAGAGGCAAAGCUCGAACCAACACCGUCCUGUCUCGCUUCUUCCUUUCUGGGUUUUACUGCUGGGGCUGGGAGUUCCUCACUGCCCUUCUCCUUUUUAGUUGUCCUAAUCCCUCCUCCUCAUCCUAAAUUCCUAACCAAACUAACCCAUUAGUUCAAUCAAUCCCCAAAACCAAAAGCGGUUGUGGGUUUUGCUAGCUCAAUUACAUUUUGUAACCAAAGGUUUUUUUUUUUUUUUCACUUUUUGCGUCUUUAUUAUUGUAUCUUUUUUUUUUCUUUAUCCAUCGGUUGAAGAUGGCGCAAAGGUCCGUUCCGGCGCCGUUUUUGACCAAGACGUAUCAGUUGGUGGACGAUCCGAGCUGGGACGAUGUCAUCUCGUGGAACGAAAGCGGGACAACGUUUGUUGUUUGGAAGACUGUGGAUUUUGCCAGGGAUAUGUUGCCUAAAUAUUUCAAGCACAACAAUUUCUCAAGCUUCGUCCGCCAGCUUAACACCUAUGGCUUUCGAAAGACGGUGCCGGACCAAUGGGAGUUCGCGAACGACAACUUCCGGCGAGGGCAGAAGGAGCUCCUCUCCGAAAUCCGUCGCCGGAAAUCGGUGACGGCGGGGCCGGGGAAGGCUACGGCCAGCGAGAAAUCCGGAGGGCCGUCGACUCCAUCGAACUCGGGGGAGGAGAUGGCGUCGACUUCGACGUCGUCGCCGGACUCGAAGAACCCGGGGUCGGUGGAGACAGCGGCCAUGGGUCAAGCGUCUGAUUUGUCGGGCGAGAACGAGAAACUGAAGAAGGAGAACGAGAAUUUGAGCUCGGAGCUGGCGCAGACGAAGAAGCAAUGCGACGAGCUCGUAGGAUUCCUGAUGGAUUACCUGAAAGUGGGGCCCGAUCAGAUCAAUCGCAUCAUGCGGCAAGGAAGCUAUGUGUCCACCCGUGAUGUAGAUGAUGAUGAUGAUGAUGAUGAUGAUCUCGAUUUUGAUCGUGAUGAGAAUGAUGCUGCUGAUGAUGACGAUGACGACGGAAAACAAAAGGAGGGCUUGAAGCUGUUUGGGGUUUGGGUGAAAGGGAACGAGAAGAAGAAGAGUAAGAGAACGGAGCGAGAUGAGAAAUUUGGGGUUGGUAUUGGUGUUGGCGGGACCUACGCGAAGAAGAUGAAGAGCGCGGAGUUCGGCGCGCCGAUGGUGAAGAGCGGGAAGGUAUGCAACUGAGCUAGCUGAAAAGGCCUGUGCGCCUGCCCGGAUGAUGUUGAAAAACUUUGUUACUGUAGAAGUUGUUUUAAUUUUACAUGAAACACCAAACGGUUAAGGUAGUUCCGUAAAGAAGCAAUAGACAGAAAAGUUACGGUUGUGUAAUAUUAUAGUUGAAAUAAGGAUGAAUGGUUUUUGAAUUGGAAGUCUGCUGUUCAAAUGAUGCUACUUUGGGCCGUGGAGAUCAAAAGGCAAUCCGACUCAAAAGGGUCCCUCUGCCCCCCAUCAUUUGAAACUUCAUAAUCAUUUUCCACUUUUCUUGUAAAUGAAUUUGGAUUGAUGAUUCUAGAUUUUGUUAGAUCUCAAAUUCAGGCAA